UGCAAUAAGUUAAAAUGAGAAAAAAUAUAAUUGUCUCACUUUAACUUGUUGCACCAGUGCACCAGUGCAGCUAAAAAGAACAGGCCAAUUUAUACACUGCACUAUCUGUUCGUUCUGUGUUCUGUUCUCGUUCGAAAUGUUUACAUUGAUAUUAUUGUCGCUUUUUCUGCUGCUUCUCUUCAUCAUACGUAAAUUUUGCCUAAGAAAAUUUAAAUCUGGCAAAAAUGUUUGCGUUCUGGUGCUCGGUGAUGUCGGCAGAAGCCCGCGAAUGCAAUAUCACGCUAUCUCGUUCGCCCGGGAAGGCUUUAAUGUGGACAUUAUAGGUUAUCCUGGCUCGCCGCCGUUAAAGGAAAUCAGCGAGAAUGCGCGCGUGCGAAUCCAUUACUUGCGACCGCCUCCCGAGUUGCGAGAUAAAUUGCCACGUUUUUUCUGUUAUGUGAUAAAAGUGGUAUGGCAAACAGCUGAUCUCUCGUGGUUGUUACUUCAUAAACACAUAUCCGAUUCGCUGAUAACACAGAAUCCACCUGCAAUACCAACUAUUCCAAUUUGUUGGUUCUAUUGUACUCUAACAGAAGCACGAUUUAUAAUUGACUGGCACAAUUAUGCUCAUUCAAUCAUGGCAUUGAGUCUGGGAAAAAAUCAUUUUUUAGUUAGAUUAUCAAGAAUUAUUGAGACAACAUUUGGCUACAGAGCAAAAAAUAAUAUCUGUGUUACCAAAGCAAUGCAGCAAGAUUUGGAAAAGAAAUGGAGUAUUCGAGCAAAGGUUCUAUAUGAUAGGCCAACAGAUAAAUUCCAUCCAAUAACUCUGACAGAUAGGAAUGAAUUUUUACAUAAAUUAGCUGAAAAGUAUAAUAUAUCAAUACCUUUUUCAUCUGGUUUUAUAGUGUCUAGUACUAGUUGGACCGAGGACGAAGAUUUCUCAAUUCUGUUAAAUGCAUUACAAGAAUAUGAAGACGCGUGUGAAGAUGGCGAGUUAAACUUACCAGAUUUAAUCUGCAUAAUAACGGGCAAAGGACCGUUGAAAGAUUUCUAUAUGGCUAUCAUUGAUUUAAAAAAGUGGAAACAUGUUGAGAUAAAGACGCCAUGGCUUGAAAAUGAGGAUUAUCCUAAAAUACUCGCUAGUGCAGACUUAGGUGUAUGCCUUCAUACUUCAUCUAGUGGACUGGAUUUACCAAUGAAAGUUGUCGAUAUGUUUGGUUGUCGUUUACCAGUUUGUGCAUACAAUUUUAAUUGUUUAUCAGAACUAGUAAAGCAUAAUGACAACAGUUUGGUAUUCUCGGACGAGAAAGAGUUGGCUGAACAAUUAAAAAUGUGGUUUCAAGAUUUCCCUGAUAAUGAGACACAACGACAGUUGCGUGAAAAAUUUCAAAAAAAUAUGUUCAUAUCACAACAGAAUGAUAAUGAUUGGCACAGUAAUUGGAAACUCAACAUGUUACCUUGUUUUCAAGAGUAAUUUCUAGUUUUAUCUUAUAUUAUUUUUAAUGUAAUUUUUGUACAUAUAUACUUUAUAAUUUCCUAUGUUAUCAUUCGCAGUAGCAUAAAUUAUGAUAAUUAUGAUAAAUAUAUUAAGAUGCAUUUAUUAAUAUA
This is a messenger RNA of Monomorium pharaonis (pharaoh ant), 1587 nucleotides long. It is a transcript of the gene Alg1, whose product is annotated as chitobiosyldiphosphodolichol beta-mannosyltransferase. Gene Ontology annotation, molecular function: mannosyltransferase activity. The record is from RefSeq and is a predicted model, not a curated record. NCBI's taxonomy places the organism in Eukaryota, Metazoa, Arthropoda, Insecta, Hymenoptera, Formicidae. Gene Ontology annotation, cellular component: endoplasmic reticulum. The transcript is spliced from 6 exons. Bases 137 to 1453 code for a protein of 438 amino acids.